This is a messenger RNA of Drosophila miranda, 1208 nucleotides long. RefSeq lists its product as uncharacterized. Gene Ontology annotation, molecular function: zinc ion binding; nucleic acid binding. NCBI's taxonomy places the organism in Eukaryota, Metazoa, Arthropoda, Insecta, Diptera, Drosophilidae. The record is from RefSeq and is a predicted model, not a curated record. The transcript has 2 exons. The coding region runs from base 219 to 884 and encodes 221 amino acids.
CGUCGACCCAGCUCAAACCGCCGGCGCAGUCCCAGGAUGAACUAACCCCCUCGGGUACAGUGGACCAUGGUGCCACCCCAGCCGCUAAGAAACAGCUCAAGUGGCAGCAGGUGGGCCCUAGGGUAAGGAAAAAAAGGGAGCCCCGUGAGCGCGAGCCAAGGCCAGACGCAAUAAUCAUUCAACCCCAGGGCGAGCUUAGCUAUAGCGACAUCCUCCGUAUGGUCACCAGGCGCCAGGAUGGCAAGCUUCAGGAGGUAGGGGAUAAUGUUAACAGAAUCCGGAGGACGGCAAAGGGCGAGCUGCUGCUCGAGCUCAACGGCGCGAGCAAAAGCAACACAGCUAAGCUCAAGGAGGAUAUCAGCGCGGCACUGGGACUGCAGACGGGCAUCAGGGCGGUGUCAGAAGAACUCUGCGUGGAGGUCAGGGAUCUCGACAGCCUGGUCGAGAAGGAGGACAUCGCAGCAGCGAUAGCUGCAUCGAUAGACGCCCCCAGCGUGGACACCAGCGCCAUUAAAAGUCUGAGGCCAUCGUUCGCUGGUACGCAACUGGCAGUUGUGUGCCUGCCGCCCGUGCAGGCAAGAGCCCUGCUCAUGGUGGGGAAACUUAAAGUCGGAUGGACAAGCUGUAGGAUCCGGGAGCGGACAGCUCAACGACGAUGCUACAGGUGUCUGGAGUUUGGGCAUCUAGCAAUCAGGUGCAAGAGCGCGGUGGAUCGCACCGGAUGCUGCCUCAGAUGCGGCGUGAACGGGCACAAGGCGGCAACCUGUCAAAGCGAUCCGCGGUGUUUCAUCUGCACCGCUAACAACAGCAAUGAGACGAACCAUUAUGCGGGUAGCAGGAGAUGUCCAGCAGCCAGGAGCGUGCCCAGCUUGCUGGCCCAAUAAUGAAGGUUAUGCAGCUCAACCUCAACCACUGCGCUGCGGCUCAAGACCUGCUGAGCCAAUCCAUAAGAGAAUUGGCAAUUGACCUCGCCAUCCUCAGCGAGCCAUAUCAAACUAGGGAGUCCCCUGGGUUCAUCUUGGAUGCCACCAAAAAGGCCGCGAUAUGGCUAUGCGGGGCCACGCCAUUGCAGCUUUCCCUCUCAAGCGCUGCUGCUGGGUUUGUGCGCGCCAAGGUCGGAGGUACUCUAGACAACCUAGCGGCUGAUGCUAGAGGACGUCACCCAAUAGCCAUUGGAGGGGACUUCAACGCGUGGGCUGAGGAGUGGG